AUGAGUUACUGGAGCCUUGAGAAGCGGAGUUGUAUGCAGUACUGCAGACACUUUUUGGUGGACAACAGCGUGUUUCAUGUGGAAAGAUGCAUGAGUGUAAUGCAGUCGGGGACGCAGAUGAUCAAACUGAAGAACGGAACCAAAGGGCUGGUCCGACUCUUUUUCCUGGAUGAACACCGGACCUGCCUCCGCUGGCGACCGUCCAGGAAGAGCGAGAAGGCAAAAAUAAUUAUCGAUUCCAUCUACAAAGUCACCGAGGGUCGGCAGUCUGAAAUAUUCCAUCGCCAGGCAGAAGGGAACUUUGAUCCGAGUUGCUGCUUCACCAUCUACCAUGGGAACCACAUGGAGUCCCUGGACCUCAUCACGUCCAAUCCCGAGGAGGCCCGGACCUGGAUCACGGGCCUGAAGUACUUGAUGGCAGGGAUUAGUGAUGAAGACUCCCUUGCCAAGAGACAGAGGACGCAUAACCAAUGGGUGAAGCAGACCUUUGAGGAAGCUGACAAAAAUGGAGAUGGCUUAUUGAACAUUGAAGAGAUCCACCAGUUGAUGCACAAACUCAACGUCAAUCUGCCUCGCAGAAAAGUCAGGCAAAUGUUUCAGGAGGCAGACACAGAUGAGAACCAAGGGACCUUGACGUUUGAGGAGUUCUGUGUGUUCUACAAAAUGAUGUCAUUGAGACGUGACCUCUACCUACUCCUCUUGAGCUACAGCGACAAGAAGGAUCACUUAACCGUGGAAGAACUUGCUCAGUUUCUGAAGGUGGAACAAAAGAUGCAUAACGUUACGACCGAAUAUUGUCUUGACAUUAUAAGGAAAUUUGAAGUUUCUGAAGAAAACAAGGGGCAGAACAUUCUUGGCAUUGAAGGCUUCACGAGUUUCAUGCGCAGCCCUGCUGGUGACAUAUUUAACCCUCUUCAUUGUGAGGUGUAUCAAGACAUGGACCAGCCGCUGUGCAACUACUUCAUUGCUUCGUCUCACAACACGUACCUGACUGGAGACCAGCUCCUCUCACAGUCCAAAGUCGACAUGUAUGCCCGCGUGCUGCAGGAAGGGUGCCGUUGUGUGGAAGUUGACUGCUGGGAUGGGCCGGAUGGAGAGCCAGUGGUGCACCACGGUUACACCCUCACGUCCAAGAUCCUCUUCAGAGACGUUGUGGAAGAGAUCAAUAAACAUGCCUUCUUGAAGAAUGAGUUCCCGGUGAUAUUGUCUAUUGAGAAUCACUGCAGUAUCCAGCAGCAAAAGAAGAUUGCUCAAUAUCUCAAGGAAAUAUUUGGUGACAAACUGGACUUGUCAUCUGUAGAGCCAGAAGAAUCGAAGCAGCUCCCUAGUCCUCAAAGUUUAAAAGGCAAAAUCCUAGUGAAGGGUAAGAAAUUGCCAUUUCACCUUGGGGAAGAUGCUGAGGAAGGAGAAGUUUCGGAUGAAGACAGUGCGGAUGAAAUCGAAGAUGACUGCAAGUUCAAGCUCUGUUAUAAUAACGGGACAACCGAGCACCAGGUGGAAUCUUUCAUAAGGAAAAAACUGGAGUCACUGUUAAAAGAAUCUCAAAUCAGGGACAAAGAGGAUCCUGAUAGUUUCACCGUGAGAGCCCUAUUGAAGGCAACCCAUGAAGGCUUAAGCGUGCAUCUGAAACAGAAUCCAGAUGUGAAAGAGAGAAGAAAGAAAUCCCAUGGACGAUCUAUAAUGAGCAACUUUGGAAAACAUAAGAAAACUUCUAAAUCCAGGCCCAAAUGUCACAGCACAGAUGAUGAUGAAGAAGGGCAGCAAAAUUCCUCUGGAAAGGAAAGUGGUCAGCUGUACAGGCUGGGCCGUCGAAGGAAAACCAUGCAGCUAUGCCGGGAUCUCUCUGAUCUGGUGGUCUACACCAAUUCCGUGGCUGCCCAGGACAUCGUGGAUGAUGGCACUACCGGAAACGUGUUAUCGUUCAGCGAAACAAGAGCUCAUCAGGUGGUGCAGCAGAAAUCCGAACAGUUCAUGAUUUACAACCAAAAACAGCUCACGAGGAUUUACCCGUCAGCCUACAGGAUCGAUUCCAGCAACUUCAAUCCCCUACCCUACUGGAAUGCCGGUUGCCAAUUAGUGGCGUUGAACUACCAGUCGGAUGGGCGCAUGAUGCAAUUGAACCGAGCCAAGUUCAAGAUGAACGGCAAUUGUGGCUACGUGCUCAAACCCCAGCAGAUGUGCAAAGGUACGUUCAACCCUUUCUCUGCUGAUCCACUUCCUGCCAAUCCGAAGAAGCAGCUCAUACUAAAAGUGAUCAGUGGACAGCAGCUCCCCAAACCUCCAGAUUCCAUGCUCGGAGACCGAGGAGAGAUCAUCGAUCCAUUUGUUGAGGUGGAAAUCAUUGGUUUGCCUGUGGAUUGCUGUAAAGAUCAGACCCGAGUGGUGGAUGACAAUGGCUUCAACCCUGUCUGGGAAGAAACUUUGACAUUUACCAUACACAUGCCGGACAUAGCCUUGGUUCGGUUUCUUGUUUGGGACCACGAUCCGAUUGGAAGAGACUUUGUUGGUCAAAGAACUGUCACCUUCAGCAGCCUUGUUCCCGGCUAUCGACAUGUGUACUUGGAAGGGCUAACAGAAGCAUCCAUAUUUGUUCAUAUAACGAUCAAUGAAAUCUAUGGAAAGUGGAGUCCUUUAAUACUCAACCCCAGUUAUACUAUAUUGCACUUACUAGGAGCCACAAAGAAUAGGCAACUGAUAGGUCUGAGAGGGCUAUUCAAUAAGAAUCCCAAGCACAGUUCUUCUGAAAGCAAUUCCCAUUACGUCCGGAAGCGUUCCAUUGGUGACCGAAUUCUGCGACGUACCGCCAGUGCUCCAGCCAAAGGCCGGAAGAAGAGCAAAAUAGGCUUCCAAGAAAUGAUGGAAGGAAAAGAUAAUAUGAUUGAGGCCAGCGGUGCCAGAGAGAAAGAUGGCGUGCUUCGGAGAACCACAAGGAGCCUACAGGCACGUCCAGUAUCUAUGCCUGUGGAUAAAUGUUUCCUUGGGGGAUUGUCACCAUCCCUGGGGGAAAUCGUGAAAGAAUCAAAAGGAAAAGAAAACACAUUUGAACAUAGGGAUGGUGCAAGAAAUGGAAGGACACAUAAAAAAGAGCCAGGAUUUGCCAAACUUGAUCAAAAACGAUUGCCCCACCGUUCCGCUCCUCGCCCCGAAGAUCCCAGCACAGUGGACCCUGGUGUUUCCCGUGCUGAGGUGCAAACAAUAUCAGACUCGCUAGCAAGAGACUUUUCAGGGAGAAGAUCCCAACCUAAACUGUUGUUGAAAACACAGGAACGCCUUCAUCCCCACCAACAGAUGUCUCCAAGGCAGCAUUCCAGGACAGGACCCGAGAAAGAACUAUUCAAAGCCGUGUGUGGGACAGAAAACAAGAAGGAAGGGAGUCCUUCUGUUUCCAACCAAACCAAAAGAACAAUUUCAGGAAAUUCCCUAUCUCAGAGUGAACUGGAAAUUAAAAGUAGAGAAGGGGAUGCAAUUCAGGAGAGUUUUGUGACCUCUUUUUCACUGUCGGAUAUCUCUGCCGUCUGCUCCGACGGACAUGACUUACACUCCACUGCCGUCAUGCAGGAGACUGACAUCUCUCGCCUGAUUGACGAAGUCACUCUGACAGAUGAGAGCCAACUGGGCAGUUCAGUCUCAGCACUGAUUGGCCAAAUGGACGUCACCGACAACCGGACCGAUCUCACCGUUGUCUCAAGUCUUCAGAGUACCGGCGGUCAGACCUUCAGCGCGAUGCCUGGACUUACUCCAUUCCUUAGCCUGGGCCCCAAAACGCCCCAUGGGAAUACAUUUCCUAAUGGCAAACCUGUGGUCCCCUGGCGACAUUCAUCCCUCGAGACCACAGUCUUCUCCAGUCCCGAGACCACAGAAUAUUCUACGUACACCACUGUCCACGAAGCUGCACCCACAGCAGUCUCAAAAUGCCACCUGGCAGACCGACCCAUUUGCAAGAACAAGUUGAAACACACAGGCGGCAGCGGAAUGUCAGAGUCUUUUGGCACUCCUCGCUUUCGUCACCUCAGUCCCCAGUUUAAUCGUGACAGAGUUUGGAAAACCUUCGAGGAUUGCAGCCCCUCAACUUCGGACGACGUGACAUCGGAGGAUCACCCCCCGGGUCUUAAUUCCGGAGAGAGCAGUCUCGUGGAAGUCGAAGGGGAUUCGGAAGACCUCCUGAUAACAACUUACGAAUACGGGAGAGACGAUGCGAGAGAGAUCGCCUCUCCUUUGAAACUGAAGCGGCGCAACUGGCCAUUGGACCCCUCUGAUCAAAGAAGCUUGGAGAAUGGCUUGUCUCACGACGCCCCUCCCACUCGCGCCCUUGACGUUGCUACCAUCCGAGCCAUAAAGAAUCGCAGUAUUUCCUGUCCGGCUUAUCAGAGCGUCGGCUUUGUGCAUAACGGUUACCUGCAGACUUCGGGUGGGAAGGCUGGCCCAUCAUGCAUGCCCCUAGGGACCAGUGCUCACGCUGUGCCCGCUCUUUCAUCCAGUAUCUCACCACCCUACCCUCCUCCUGCAGCACUAAAGCAGCCGAGCCCUGGAAAGUCGAAAAGCCUUGGAGAUUUGACGUCAGAAGACAUCUCUUGCAAUUUUGAAAGCAAGUACCAGUGCAUCAGUAGGAGUUUCAUCACAGCCGGCAUGAGAGACAAGAGGAUUGUAGCUGUGAAAGCUAAGAGACCACCAUCCACUGACACUCUGACAGAGCAGUUGAGAAGACUCGUGUCCUUUGACCAAGAAGACAGCUGCCAAACUCUGUGUUCUAAAGAGGAGGAGAGUGACUGUCCCAAGGCAUUAGUCAGAAAGCUGUCAUCCAGGAGUCAGAGCAGAGUGCGGAAUAUCGCCAGCCGGGCCAAGGAGAAGCAGGAAGCCAGCAAGCAAAAAAAUGGGCACUCUAGCAACGUUGGCGGGGUCGUUCUUAGAAACAAACCCUUGGCGGCCCCUCCUGCCAUAAAUAGACACUCCACCGGCUCCUACAUAGCGGGCUAUCUAAACAACCUGAAAGGUGGAGUGCUUGAAGGCCGUGGGAUCCCAGAGGGCUCCUGCAAUUCACUGAGAUACGGUGGCUUUGACCAGUUUUGCACAGACCAUUCCGUUUUUCAGACUGAGCCAAGCGGCGAGGAUAAACCAGAAAUUUAUUUUCUUUUGCGACUGUAAACUGUACGGAGCUACCUUUUCAAUGUUUACAAGCCGUUCCCUAGAAUCCAAGCUUUUCAGUGAGAAGUGUUGUGCUCCCUGCCGAAACUGUUUAGAAAUGCCAUUUCGAAGCUUGUGUCCUGGUCGUCCCUCGAUCGAAUGCGUGUUUCCCGUUGAGGAGAUGUAAACAGAUCUCGUGGUCCCCCUUGUUCAUGUAUGAUAUUUAGGUGGGUGUUGUGAAGUGAACGAGUCAUGGAAAGUUUGCAUGUCGUAGAUGUGAAGACUCUCAGCAACGUAGGUUUGUUAUGCAUGUGAAUUUGAACUGCAGAGCUCUUCCGGACAUUUGGUGCCCAUGUACAAAAUAUUGCAAAAAAAAAAUACAAUAACUAGCUUUCCUCCUACCCCAUCCCCCACUCUAAUCCUACAUUGCCGUGUCAUGAGAGAGUUUGAAAAGGGGAUAAUUUUGAAAGUUUUCAUCUCUGUCUUCACCUGUUGCUGGGGAGAACGGAGAUGCUUUCUUGUAUUUUUGAGAGAACGGCUGAUUUGUAGUUCAGCUUCCAGAAACUUAAAGGGGGACAAACAAAUGAACACUUGCGUGUACCUUCUCCCCUAACCUCCCCACUCAGAUUAAGGUAAGAGAGAUCUUGGAAACUGGGACCCGAUUUUCUCCCAGGAUUUUCCAGUUCUCCCAGUUAAACGGUCAUUUGGGGGCGAAGAGGGAGGAAAGGUAACUAGAGAAAUUCUGUAUAUAAAAUUGAGAAAAUAUUUGUUUUACACACAUUUUGUUACAUAUUUUUGCUACUGGCUUUGUAUGUAACUGAAACACAGUGGUCGAGGUGAUGUGAUAACUUUGUAACUCCCUGACUACAUCAUGGAAAGUGAGGAAUGGCUUGAACGAAUAAAGGGUUUCAUUCAAGAAAAAUAAAAUGCAAUCUUCCCAGAUGAUUCCAAGGGGAAAGAAAAUAGUAUUUUCAUGUUGAUGCUGAAGACUAGUAAAUUGAUUGGAAACCUCUUCCUUCUAGGGAGCCAAGUUAGCCAUAUUUUAAGGACAAAAAUGCUUUGCUUUCACUGUGGUCACAUUUCCUGUGGUAUGUAAAAGAUUUACCUCCUCUUUAGUUUUUGUAACAUCAACUAAUGUUAUUCAUGGGAUUGGUAAAAGCAUAAUUAAAAGAGAUUUU
Messenger RNA from Tachyglossus aculeatus (Australian echidna), 6299 nucleotides. It is a transcript of the gene PLCH1, whose product is annotated as phospholipase C eta 1. Gene Ontology annotation, molecular function: phosphatidylinositol-4,5-bisphosphate phospholipase C activity; calcium ion binding. The transcript is spliced from 23 exons. The record is from RefSeq and is a predicted model, not a curated record. Lineage: Eukaryota; Metazoa; Chordata; Mammalia; Monotremata; Tachyglossidae. Bases 1 to 5142 code for a protein of 1713 amino acids. Gene Ontology annotation, biological process: phosphatidylinositol-mediated signaling; lipid metabolic process.